AUGCCGCCCCAAAAGAGAUCAUCUGGCGACUCGGAACCUGCUAGGGGGGCCGAUAGAGCCGCAUCGGAUCCCAAGCGACGACGAGUAUCUCUGGCUUGUGACGCCUGCAGGAUAGCUCGAGAGAAGUGCGACGGCGAACGCCCACGUUGUGGCCGCUGUGUGUCUCAAAAUCGAUCCUGUUCAUAUACUCCAACAUCCAAGAAGAGGGGCAUCCAGAGCGGAUAUCUGAGGGCCAUUGAGCUGUCCCUGGCGUGGUUGCUGGAAAGUGUACCUGACUGCGAGGAAGCUUUGUAUCGACUGCUUGUCAAGGAUGGCGGAAAAGAUGGCGUGAGCGUCCUUGUGAGCAAAGGCAGGUCUUCGAGCCGGUUGCAGAAGCAAUGGAGCAAGUGUCGGGUUCACCAGGAGAUUGAAACAUUACUAUGCCAAGGCGGUACACAAAAGGAAGAUACAUCCGCUGCUGGGAACUCGGAUACAGAUGCCAGUAACAUGGAGGAAUCGAGUAAUGAGACGAGACAGCAACCAGGGGAAUAUCACGGGAUGACUACGACGAGCCUCGGGAGCCUUGGCACUUGCUCCUCGUUGAAGGAGUCCAGCCGAGCUCAACAUCGGGCGUUGAAACUUCCAUCAAAUUAUCGGCAUCUUCUCGAUAUAUACUUUGCGUAUACUCACUGCUGGUUUCCUAUACUGGACCGGGACGACGUUUUCGCCACCGCAGAUACAUGCGCUUCCUUGGCCUCGAGUGCAUAUGGCCAUACGAGGGAGAGUAAGAACAUUUCAUCGACGGACCUUGCCGUCCUCUGGUCCGCCUUGGCCAUUGCGACUUUGCAGGAUGCACACUCUUCAGCUCCUACCAUGAGUGAGGAAGUUAUGUCGCCAGCUGAGAUUUUUGCAGUGGCACGCCGCUUGGUUCCGCAAGAGGAGGACCAGCUCGAUAUAUCAGACAUUCAGGCACUUCUUCUUCACGCGAUUAUACUCGUUGGCCGCGAAAAUAUGCUGGGAGCCUCAGUAAUAGCCGGAAAAGCUGUGCGUCUCAUCUCAUAUAUGAGGUCAAGCAGGCUAUCUCCAACACACAGCGAGGUGCAAAGGUCAACCCUGGAGAGGCUCGCUGCCGCUUGCAAUGUGGUCGAGGCGCUGACCUCGAUGUGUAUUGGUCAACCUUCUUACCUAUUGGACAUUGACAAUCUCCGAGCGAAUGGACUACCUCGGGAUGGCUCGGAGUCGACCGAUACUUUCAGUCCAGUUUACGGCUUCGGGAAAAUGUCGCCAAGUUCUGAUUCUGUUCGUCCCCAAACCGCACAUUCGCUUGUGGCCCUGGACCAACUAAGUCGAUUUGCUCAAAUAUUGAGUUCUCACGCGGCUGGGAAGCUUCAAAAAGACUGUUCCGUCAAGGCCGUAACCGUCGGGGAUCUCGUGUCAUCGUUGAAUCCGCAGUUUGGCUUCUGCAACUCUGUCAUUGCUGGAGAGGCACCACCCAUGUUACCGUCUGCUUUCCUUGUCCAGGCAAUGUUUCUGGCCACGACUGUCGAGCUCGUCCCAGGCCAGCGAUCUUCACUUAUAUCCAACUUCUUGGAGGUGGUUGAGUCUAGCAUCUCGAACUUUGGGGCUUGUGGCACACCACCCAUUACCGUUGCGCUCUUUACACUUGUUCAACAAAAGGGGGCUAUAGGUGAAAUGCGGACAUCUGAAGCCAACAGGUGGAAUGCGGCAUUGAACGCGAUCAAAGCCGUGUGGCUGCAAGAUGAGACGGCAAAAAGCACAAUCUGCAUAUCGCCGGAGACAUCGACCACAAAUAACAGCUCCUGGGCAAGAAACCUCGGCUCAGAGUCGUCGAGACGGAGUGGUGGACUGGGUCAGCGUACCAGAAAUUCCCAAGAAGCUUUAACAGAAUCCUUUAGCCAAGGAUAUGGAUUUCUCCCAGCGGAUAUGGAGACGACCACUGGCGACAAUCUGUAUCCGGCAAACCAGCAUAAAUGUUCUCCCGCGCAGCUCCCACCGCAUCUGGGGAUGCUAUUCUCGCCAGUUUCAGGGAUCACGGCGCAGCCAGUUGGCCAUGAUUUACAAGCUGCAGACUCCCAAACUGACGGGGUAGAUUACGAUGCUAUCUUUGAGGAGCUGGGCCAUAUCGACUAUGCCGAAAGCAUCGGCAUGGAUCCCCAGUUUAUGAUGAAUCUGGGAUUCGCCCCUGGCUGUACGCUGGAGGAGAUGUUUCAAGCGGAGUCUAGGAUCUUAUAG
Trichoderma reesei QM6a is the source of this 2232-nucleotide messenger RNA. RefSeq lists its product as uncharacterized. The record is from RefSeq and is a predicted model, not a curated record. The transcript has a single exon. Gene Ontology annotation, molecular function: zinc ion binding; DNA-binding transcription factor activity, RNA polymerase II-specific; DNA binding. Gene Ontology annotation, biological process: positive regulation of transcription by RNA polymerase II; DNA-templated transcription. NCBI's taxonomy places the organism in Eukaryota, Fungi, Ascomycota, Sordariomycetes, Hypocreales, Hypocreaceae. The coding region runs from base 1 to 2232 and encodes 743 amino acids.